This is a messenger RNA of Eucalyptus grandis, 565 nucleotides long. RefSeq names its product em protein H5. Bases 76 to 354 code for a protein of 92 amino acids. The record is from RefSeq and is a predicted model, not a curated record. The transcript has 2 exons. NCBI's taxonomy places the organism in Eukaryota, Viridiplantae, Streptophyta, Magnoliopsida, Myrtales, Myrtaceae. Gene Ontology annotation, biological process: response to abscisic acid. Gene Ontology annotation, cellular component: cytosol.
UUUGCAUGCAUAGAACAUACGUAACGCCGACCGCGAGAGCUUGCAGAGAGUUCACACAGGAGAGGGAUUAGGAAGAUGUCGUCCAAGCAGGACAGGCAGGAGCUCGACCGCCGCGCACAGCAGGGCGAGACGGUGGUCCCUGGCGGCACCGGCGGCAAGAGCCUCGAGGCCCAGGAGCACCUCGCCGAGGGAAGGCAAAAAGGAGGGGAAACGAGGAAGCAGCAGCUGGGUCAGGAAGGGUACCAAGAGAUGGGCCGCAAGGGCGGGCUGAGCACCACCGACGAGUCGGGCGGAGAGAGGGCAGCUCGUGAGGGCAUCCCGAUCGACGAGUCCAAGUUCAGGACCAGGAGCUAAGUUAAAAUCAAGGGACAAGAUAGGGAGAUGUCUAGGGUUUGCAACGUGUCUGGUUUUUUUUUUUGUCUUUGCCAGUUCAAGGAGCGCAGCGUUUUUGGUUCUUGUGUAUUUGCGCUUCUUGAUCACGUAGGGCGACCGCCGUAGGUACUCGUGUACUUUCUUUUUCCGCCUUGUUUGCUGCAGUGAUGUUAUGAAGGUUCUUGCCUUCGAA